This is a messenger RNA of Malaya genurostris, 1528 nucleotides long. RefSeq names its product epidermal growth factor-like protein. The transcript has 4 exons. Lineage: Eukaryota; Metazoa; Arthropoda; Insecta; Diptera; Culicidae. The record is from RefSeq and is a predicted model, not a curated record. The coding region runs from base 150 to 1274 and encodes 374 amino acids.
GGAAUUCCUCGCCAUCUCGUCUCGUUUUCUAUAAAAUUUCAAAUUCAUUCUUCAUGAAGCGUGUUAACUGGAACUGUUUUCAUUAAUCCGUGAGAAGCAAUUGAAGGAGGCGGACGUAGUUCGGAAGGUUUUCAAUUCAUCUCAACACGAUGUUCAGCAAGUUGAUCUUUUUGACGGCAGCAGCAGCAUGCUGGAUGACAAUGGUGUUUGGACAGGAAGGAAUCAAAACCUGGCGGAAAGGAGGAGGCCAAGUCGUUCAGAUGAUUAACUUCAACCAAACUAUCGUAGAAGAUCAACCAAGGGAAAACAUGAUGAUGGAGCUGCAGCGUGGCAACGAAUCGCAAAGUGCAUUGGACAAAUUCAUGAACAAAACUAAAAAUCUGAUCCCGACCGGAGUUUGCUUCGAAGAAGUUCCCACCGUAAGUCUGUUGAAACCGAACACCAAAGUUAUACCAGCCGGAAAUGGAUCGGAUCUAUCGCUGAGUCGAGUUCAGGUUUGCUGCAAGGGUUACGAACGUAACGUUCACAACUUCCGCAAGUGUGAUCCGGUGUGCGAUCAACCCUGCUUCAACGGUUUGUGCGUCGGACCGAAUACAUGCUCUUGCUAUCCGGAUUUUGUGAAAAACCACCAAGGAAAGUGUGUUCCAACUUGUCCGAUCGGAUGUGACAAUGGCGACUGUGAUCUGGCUCUCAAACUUUGCGUGUGCAAGAAUGGAUUCGAACUGGAUGAAACGCAUCAGUUUUGUGUUUACAAGUGCACCGGUGGUUGUGGAAAUGGCCGGUGCGUAGGCCCGGAGAAGUGCGAAUGUACGGAUGGUUAUGAACAGAACGAGAAAGGUAAAUGUGUUCCCCGUUGCGAAAAAGGAUGUGGUGCUGGAGAUUGCGUCGCCCCCGGAGUUUGCCAAUGUCGACCGGGAUAUGAGGAAAGUGAAAAUGGAUGUGAGCCCGUUUGCUCCGAUGGAUGCUUCAACGGAGUCUGCACGGCACCGGAAACAUGCACAUGCAAGCCAGGCUACAAACAGGGCAACUUCAGCAAUAACUGUGAACCGUCUUGCGAUGGGCCUUGUUUGAACGGCGUAUGUACGGGACCGAACACAUGCAGUUGCAAUCGGGGCUAUGUUCUGGACGAGAUCAAUCCACUGAAAUGUUUGCCUCAUUGUCCGAAUGGCUGCCCGAACGGAGUCUGCUCCGGACCAAAUAUGUGUCUGUGCAAUUCCGGCUACAUCAAGGAUCGCAGCCUGAAAGGAAGUCAAGCCUGUGUGAAACGUGUGUAGAGAGAUUCGAAAAGUUUUGCAACCAACGACGACCUAGCCAUGAUGUUAUGACGUGACUUGCGAAAUACAUAAAACGUUGAUAAGAGAAUCGUUUAACAGCGAAAAGGGCCAUCUGGAGAAAACUUCAACCAAGCGAAUAACUUCAACCAAGCGAAAGAGCGAUAGAUGCGGUCAUGAUAUCAACAAAUUGACAAAGCAAAAAUGCGGUUAUGCGGUGAUUGGAGGUUUUUCAAAUAAAUUUUGUUUAAUAUCGA